Rhododendron vialii is the source of this 2104-nucleotide messenger RNA. Its product is annotated as heat shock factor protein HSF8-like. NCBI's taxonomy places the organism in Eukaryota, Viridiplantae, Streptophyta, Magnoliopsida, Ericales, Ericaceae. Gene Ontology annotation, molecular function: RNA polymerase II cis-regulatory region sequence-specific DNA binding; DNA-binding transcription factor activity. The coding region runs from base 239 to 1750 and encodes 503 amino acids. Gene Ontology annotation, cellular component: nucleus. Gene Ontology annotation, biological process: regulation of transcription by RNA polymerase II. The transcript is spliced from 2 exons. The record is from RefSeq and is a predicted model, not a curated record.
UACUCCGCCGUCUCUCUCUCUCUCUCUCUCUCUCUAAAACCCCUCGUCCUCUCCCGUGACCGUACAAAAACUAUCUCCCCCCCCUUUCCUAUCUCUAAAACCAUAGGGUUUUUCUUCGUCGCGUCAAUGGCAGAUCCAUCGCCCUUUUCCAAACCUCAACAAUAAUCCACGCUCGAUCUUCGCCCACUCCCAAAAAAAAAUCAAAAAAUCAAAUCAUUGAUUUUUCCCCACAGGCCAUAUGGACGCGACCAGCGCAAACACCGCCGCCAACGCCGCCCCGGCCCCGCCGCCGAUUCCGAGCGCGAACGCCCCGCCGCCGUUCCUCGUCAAGACGUACGACAUGGUGGAGGACCCGUCCACCGACAACGUCGUGUCGUGGAGCCCGACAAACAACAGCUUCGUCGUGUGGGACCCGCCGGAGUUCGCUAGGGAGCUCUUGCCCAAGCACUUCAAGCACAACAACUUCUCGAGCUUCGUUCGGCAAUUGAACACUUACGGUUUCAGGAAAGUUGAUCCAGACCGCUGGGAGUUUGCAAAUGAGGGAUUUCUCCGAGGUCAAAAGCACCUUCUUAAAAGUAUUAGUCGGCGGAAACCUGCACAUGGACAUAACAACCAACAACCACCGCCACCGCCACCGCCACCACACGUUCAGACUUCAUCUGUUGGGGCGUGUGUUGAGGUGGGCAAAUUUGGGCUUGAAGAAGAGGUUGAGAGGCUAAAAAGGGACAAAAACGUUCUUAUGCAGGAGCUUGUGAGGCUACGGCAGCAGCAACAGUCCACUGAUAAUCAAUUGCAGUCAAUGGUGCAGAGGCUUCAAGGGAUGGAGCAGCGGCAACAACAGAUGAUGUCCUUCCUAGCCAAAGCAGUGCAUAGCCCAGGCUUUUUGGCACAGUUUGUGCAACAGCAAAAUGAGAGCAACAAGCGCUUAACUGAAGGAAACAAAAAAAGGAGGCUUAAGCAAGAAGGUGUAGCGGAUGAUCGUUCCCCAUCUGGUGGGCAGAUUGUGAAGUAUCAACCUAUGAUGAAUGAAGCGGCGAAAGCAAUGCUCCGGCAGAUCAUUAAACUGGAUUCUUCAAUGAUGCUUGAAAAUUUCAACAACAAUUCUGAUAAUUUCUCGAUUAGUGAUGUUCCAUCGCCUGAUGCUCAAGACUGUGGGAGUUCUUCAAAUCAUACUUCUGGUGUAACUCUUCAGGAGGUCUCACCAUCUUCAGGGCAGUCUUUUUUACCAGCAAUUUCUGGGAUAUCUGAAAUUCAUUCUUCCCCUCUCGCUGCAAACUCCGAGCUGGGUACAACAGUUCCAUUUCCAGUUGUGAGCCCCCUUGUUGGAGAUCAAGAGAUGCCACCUGUCGCUCUUCAGCCGGUGGAUUUUGUUUUGCCUGAGCUGUGUCCGCUACAAGAAAUGAUGCCAGGAAGUGGAGAAAGUAGUCCAUUUGUAAAUUCGACCUCCUUAGGGGAAAAUGGGAAAAUACCCCUGGAACUUGAGAAUUUUACAGAUCCGGAAUUCGAGUGGGACAGUUCGUUGCUGGGAGAUGAUAAUCUUCCUAGCAUUGGUGAUCCCUUUUGGGAACAGUUUCUUACGAGCCCUCAACCUGGGGAGACCGAGGAGAUGGACUCAACUUCAGUGGAAGUUCCUCCUCCAGCUGAGGGAAGUGAACCCAAGCCAGUGGAGAAUGGGUGGACCAAAGCUCAACAUAUGGAACAUCUCACUGAACAGAUGGGGCUUCUAUCUUCAGAUAUCAAACAAGUUUGACCUUGUCUCACUAAAUGUACAUUUGGCUUGCACCACCCGAGGUAAAUCUGAAAGAUGCUAAUUAUAUUGUGUUAUUAGGAUGUUAUUCUGAUCUUGACCUUGGGAAGAAUACCUAAUACCUGGUGUACCCCUUUGUCCUGCCCUGUUUUGGCAACACAUGGAGAGACCUCAUUUUAGGUUUAGUUCCCUCUAUCUGUCACUCUCUGCCAUUUUUCCUCCAUGUUUAAGCCAAGGGAAAUGAACUCAAAACGGAUGGUUUCUGAUCCGUCUUUUGUUGUGUUGCCAUGGUUGAAUGCAGGCACUGUACCAAAGAACCUUAUAUGUUAUGGAUGCUUAGAUAUUUUUUUACCAUAC